Molecule: messenger RNA, 5270 nt
Organism: Photinus pyralis (common eastern firefly)
Lineage: Eukaryota; Metazoa; Arthropoda; Insecta; Coleoptera; Lampyridae
Product: monocyte to macrophage differentiation factor 2
Exons: 5
Coding region: 700-1482 (260 amino acids)
Cellular component (GO): membrane
Molecular function (GO): pore-forming activity
Source: RefSeq, a predicted model, not a curated record
AAUAUAAUAGCGUAUUUUUCAAAAAUGCGCUAAAAAUAGUGCAAUACUGUUGGUUGAGUUCUUUUUCGCCCAUGUGUUGACAUGUGAUAGAGAAUAAAGAACUCGUUUGAAAUUGGUUCACAAACUAAUGACGCAGGCGGUAGGCCUCACCUUUGUAGAAUUCAGCUGUAGCAUUUGAUAUGACACCUGACUACCUACUUAUGACAAUGUUCAAUUUUUACAAAAAGGCAUUAAAAUUGUUUUACCUACCGCCCCCCGACGGCCAAGACCUGAGUGUAUCAUUUUUAACAAAAACAUAAAGACCUGAGACCUUCAUUACUGCAUUGUGUAUUUGCUACUGUACGUAACGUCUGUCCGUUCGCCCGUCUUCUCGGAUGUGCCAGCACACAAAUUUCCAAAAAGUCCAAAUCUUUUGCCUGCACUUGGCUUUUACAGCUUCCACUUUAUUAGUCAAUUGGUGCGUCAAGUCGUGGCCGAAACUCGAAAUCAAAACGAGUUAACCCAAUUAAAAAAGCGUAUGGAUCAAGUGACUUUAAAUAAAUAGGUAUUCUAAAUUUACUUCAGAUAUAUUAUUCUCUUUACGUAAUCAUACACAGGGAUAUUAUGUAUUCAUGCUGUUUACAUGUUUCAGUUUCCAUUAUCUUUGACUAGCGCGCGAGCUUUAAUUUCUCUUACGAUCAUUUACAUACAAUACAAAGCAUGCAAAAUAAUUAUUCCACAACAAGGUUGUACGAAGUGUUGCUACGCGGUGUGCUAUGGAACGAAUUAAAAAAAAUCAACUGGAUGAACCAGCGCGCCUCGCCGAAGGAGGCUUACAGACCGACAGAAGUCGAGCACAUCGCCAAUGUGAUCACGCACGGUAUUUGGAUCGCUCCAAGUAUUUGGGCAACACUUGAACUGCUCUACCGCUCGCAUAACGGUGCUCAAUUUUUUUCAGGUUUAGUCUAUGGUGCGGCGUUAAUUUUCCUCUUCUGCGUGUCGACAUGUUUCCACUGCGUUUUCUAUCGUCAUAAGCACGGGCACUUGAAGGAUGUGCUGCAUCGUUGCGACCGCGCCAUGAUUUACAUUUUCAUAGCCGGCUCGUACUUUCCCUGGUUGACUCUCCAGUCGUUACCUUCCAAUUGCUGGGCUUCCUCCAUGAAGUGGCUGGUGUGGCUUUUGGCGGCUCUCGGGAUCGUUUACCAGCAAGUGUUCCACGAAAAGUACAAAAUGUUGGAGACGAUCUGUUACGUGAUUAUGGGAAUAUUUCCAUUUCCCUUCAUUGUUCAGCACGACUUUCACGGUAAGACCGAGUUAAAAAUUGGUGGGAUGGUUUACGCUCUCGGUGUGAUAUUUUUUAAGAUGGAUGGCUCAAUUCCGUGUGCUCACGCUAUAUGGCACCUAUUCGUCGUAAUGGCUGCCGCUGUUCACUAUUACGCUAUACUUAACUAUUUAUAUCCCGAAGUACCUAUCCUCGACUCUUCCUAUUUAACCGACAGUUAAUAGAUGCCAAUCUGUAAGUAGUUCAAUUUUUAAACAAUAAUCGACUCGUCGAAUGUAAAGCAUUCUCCCCACAAAUUUUGGACCAAAGCAAAUUAUUACUAGUAUAAAAUUUUUUUAAUUGAAAAGUCGGGUCGUGGCCCGACUCUGUUAUUUUGCUGAAGUGAAAAUGAAAAAAAAUUCAUUUCUAUUACCCUCGCAAAAAGAUGUAGUAAUAUACCCCGAGCCGUGGCUGUAGCAGGGUUGUGAGCAGAAUGAUCUGGUUAUUUAUUUAAUGCAAAAAUGAUAUUAUUUUUGAUAUACCUUCGUUAUUUUACAACGAAUACUUGCUCACUCAUGGUAUCCAAGAUGGCCGAAAUGUGACAAUUUUUUACUUCACUUGCAGAAAUACGACUGGAAAUGUCAUGUAACAUUUUGCAGUGUUGUCAUAUUUUCCACAAAUCAUACUGAAUCUAUACCAAAAUGUCUCUUUCACAUCUAGAACGGUACUGUGAUACUGAGGGUCCCUGGUUUAAAUCCAGGUUUGGGCACGGAUGUUUGUAAAUGUAUAGUAGGUUAGGGGAGCUGAGGAAAUGUAUAGAAAAUGUUUUAUUGUAUUUUACAUGAAAUUCAAUUCUUCUAACAGAUUUUAAAGAGAAACAAGCUGUGAUAUAUAUAUAUAUAUAUAUAGAAAUACCUAUUCAUUCAAUUCAACAGAAUUUUCUGGUGUAGGUACUCACUGCUGACAACACCAUCUCCAUUACAUUUUUUUUACUUAAAGAUUGUAGGGUUACGAAGAGUACUGUACUUAAAGUAUAAACCCUAUAUUGUGGCCAUGUUUUUUUCUAACUUACCCCUUGUAUAAAUCAAGACAUAUGGUAAUUAUAUAAAAAAACCUUAUAGCCAUAGUAGGAUUUUCCUGAUGGUCGAAGUCGUCGGCGGAUAUCGAGACUAUGAUAGAGCCGACUUUAUUUUGUAUACCCAAAAUAAGAAGAUACUGAAGAAGGUAGGUUUCGUUUAUAUAUUGACGUCUUAGUUUUAUUCAGAGCACAUGCAGGAUAUUCCUUAGUUUGUCAAGAAGUGAGCUCAGUUCUCGCAUCCAAAACCUGCAAAUAAUCACAAUAAAACAUUCCAAGCCACAGAGUUUGGUAUAUUAAUUGACUAAUGCCUGAAGGGUCUUGUUGUACUCGUAAUAUGCUUCUAUAGCAGGACGGUACUUAACGGCCAACCUCUCCAGAAGGAAGCGGUGGGCUCCAACAACAUUCACAUUGACAUGUCGCAAUGCAGGCGUGAAAUUAAUCCCAAGGUUUAUUGUGGUUUAAAAUGACUUUCUUAUUUUAAUUUAUUUAUUUAUUGCCCUACAGGUUUAUCGCCCAAUUACAGGACAAAGUAGCAAUAGUAAAGUAUUGUACAGUGUAAUCUAUACUUAAACAAAAAAAGAAAAAAGUUCCAAAUUAAUAAAAUAGAUCCUAACAUACAUAAAGAAAAAAAAAAAAAUUAAUAUGUUGGCAUUACAAACAGGACCGAUGACGUGCUCGUAAACUAAGGAAAAAUCCUACAGUUGUCGUGUAUACGGGAAUAUUCUCACUUAAACUGACAAUACAUUUUCAAUAGAAAGAACCCAAAAUUCUUUCUGAAUGAUUUCAAUACAAUUUUGCUCCAUUCGCCUAAUUUACAAAAAUGGAAUCCUCUAGGAAUUUUUCUGAUUAUUUACUUUCAAUAAAAUUUAAUUUUAAAUUUCUUGAGCCGAUUGUUAUUUAAUUACAAAUCAAAAGGUUCACGUUACCUGAAUUACACCGUUUUCUAGAAUCGAUGGUUUCUUUAUGGUACUGGUAGUAUGCCUUCCUAGAAAUGACGUUGUUUUUACAACUACCUCUUCGCACGUCAGUGAUCGGGUAAUGAACUUUGUAUUUAUAUCGUCUGCUAUCAAACAGCUUUCCACUUUCGCAAUGUAAGUUAUUGUUAGCGCCUCGUCAAAAUACCUUCAGUCUCCAUGCGCAAAAUUGAACUUCGCGCACUUGUUAUAUAAAUAACUAUUGUUACACCAUACUCUUUAGCGGCAAUCAUCAACGGCUCAUACCCACGGACCAACCCAUCAACUGUGUGGGAUCCGGAUCUUUUCAUGAAGCAUAAUGAAUUACGCAAUUCUAAAAUAUUGACUGCCUUUUUCAGUAUAGGUACUCUCACUAUCAUUUCUUCCAUUAGAUUCUAUUGUUUUAUUUCUUGGCAUAGACUCUCAUGGGCUGGUUUAGUAGGUGUCUCAAGAAUGUGGUGGUGCUUUUUAGUUUGGAUCAGAUGAAACUAUAGGGCGACUAAGUUUGCAAUAAAGUUCUUGUUUUUGUGUUGAGGCAAGUUAGGCAAAUCCACUGUUCAUUUUGCUUGUAGUUCUGCGACUGCUAGAUUUUUUUUUGCAUGCCCCACGUUGGGAGCCAAAAUAUAAAGCAAGCAGGUACCUACUAUUUGUUUGGAGAUUGCGAAAAAUGUACUUUCUGUGACGAAUUUUCUGUCUUACAUGUUCAUAUUCUGCUGAAAUACGUUUCUUAGUAUAAACAAUUAAUUUAUUAUUAAAUGAUAGGUUAGGUUUUAUCACUGACCUAAUUUUUUUUUAUCACGCUUAGUCUUCAUUCUUGGCAGUUACCAGAGUACCAUUUAGCCUGUAGGUAAUUUAUAGAUACAUGCAGCUAUUUAUGCAUGAAAUAUAAUUUCAAAGUAAUUUAUUCCAAUAAACUGGAUCUUUGCAUGUCUAGUUAGCAAAGGUAAAAAAUGGUUUAGUAGUUUGUGUCAAGGAUGAGAAAGUCUCGACAACAAUUAAAAUUUCUCGCAAAUGAAGUGAACGUUCUGAUCUUGGAUACCAAGUACUGCUAUGAUCUCAAAACUAUUUUUUAAAGUUAUUUUUGUAAGAAAAUCACACCUGGCCUGUUUGCAGUGUUGUUUUUUUUUUGUCGAAAAAGGUCAGGUUUGUUUUUUGCGCAUGCGCUAUCCUUCUAUUAUUAAACCUAGCAAUGUAGAAACUAUUUUGUAAGUAGUUGAUGUAUUUAUUAUGCUCUUCCUAAAUGUUUAGACACAACUGUGAUUUGAUAUGCAACGUGUUUGCCCAACUGUUGAUAGUACUACGGUCAGAACCAAACAGCCACAGAUUUAUCUUUCUCUAAGUUUCUAAGCAGAAAACUGGGUGAACUCAAAGGCUUGGAGAAAGGCAGAUAUCUACUCAAUGCUUUAGUGUGGAAUUGCAAUUGAUCUUUGUACACUUUAGAACUUCUAUUCAUGUUUGGUUUUGACUAUACCCUUGGGUCUUUCAACUGCCCAGUUUUACCAAAAGUUUUAAAUCUACUAUUUAGAGCAGCUCUCUUGUAGUACACAGUAACCUAGCUAACAUUGAUACCACUACAGAGUUAUUGUGUGUCACGUUUUUUCUACUCGCGUGAAUUUUCCUAAUAUUUAGUAAUCUCACAAUGAUUGUACAAAAUACUCCUAGAAACUUAUUUAUUUUUAGACAAAUGUAUUCCACUUGGUGCGGGGGAAGCAUUUUGAGUUUUUCCUGUUUGUAAAUUUUUACAGAAAUGCUCUCCUCUUCCUAACCGAUUCAAGUAUUGUGUACAAGUCUGAUAUUAUGUAGUUCUUCCACACACUUUUAAAUUUGAGAGAUAAGAAUAUCGUGUACUAUUUUAAAACUAAUUAGAUGUGAAUAUUUGUAAAUUACCUUAAGUUAGAUUUAGACGUGUAAAGGCUUGUGUUUGAAUAAAAGACAUUUAAAGUAUAGUAGCCAUGUAUGAGAUGAUCUUUGAAAUAAACCGUAAAUCGUUUGGAAGUUU